UCCACGGCGGUGACAGCCGCGACCCGCCACGUCCCGCACGUAGCUCCUGGACGCGGCGGGGAGCGGGGGGCUGGUGUCGGGGGCACGGGCUCCUCGGGCGGCGCUCGGCAUGAAGCUGGCGCGGCUGCUGCUCGGAGCCUCUUCGGGGGGCCCCGGUUUAGGGUGGCGCCCCGCGGGCCCCAGCGUCAGCCGCGGCCUGACCUCGGAUUCCAGCUCUGGGCCGGCGUCGGAACGCGGCGUUCCGGGCCAAGUAGACUUCUACGCGCGCUUCUCGCCGUCGCCGCUCUCCAUGAAGCAGUUCCUGGACUUCGGAUCCGUAAAUGCAUGUGAAAAGACCUCAUUUAUGUUUCUGCGGCAGGAGUUGCCUGUUAGAUUGGCAAAUAUAAUGAAAGAAAUAAGUCUUCUUCCAGAUAACCUUCUCAGAACCCCAUCCGUUCAAUUGGUACAAAGCUGGUACAUCCAGAGUCUUCAGGAACUUCUUGAUUUUAAGGACAAAAGUGCUGAAAAUGCUAAAACUAUUUAUGACUUUACAGAUACUGUGAUCCGGAUCAGAAACCGACACAAUGAUGUCAUUCCCACAAUGGCACAGGGUGUGACAGAAUACAAGGAAAGCUUUGGAGUGGAUCCUGUUACCAGCCAGAACGUUCAAUACUUUUUGGAUCGAUUCUAUAUGAGUCGCAUUUCAAUUAGAAUGUUGCUUAAUCAACACUCUUUAUUGUUUGGUGGAAAAGGAAGUCCUUCUCAUAGAAAACAUAUUGGAAGCAUAAAUCCAAACUGCAAUGUGAUUGAAGUUAUUAAAGAUGGCUAUGAAAAUGCUAGGCGUCUUUGUGAUUUAUAUUAUAUUAACUCUCCUGAACUAGAACUUGAAGAACUAAAUGCAAAAUCACCAGGACAGCCAAUACAAGUGGUUUAUGUACCAUCCCACCUCUAUCACAUGGUGUUUGAACUUUUCAAGAAUGCAAUGAGAGCAACUAUGGAACACCAUGCUGACAAAGGUGUUUAUCCUCCUAUUCAAGUUCAUGUCACACUGGGUAAUGAGGAUUUGACUGUGAAGAUGAGCGAUCGAGGAGGUGGUGUUCCAUUGAGGAAGAUUGACAGACUCUUCAACUACAUGUAUUCAACUGCACCCCGGCCUCGUGUUGAGACAUCCCGAGCAGUGCCCCUGGCUGGCUUUGGUUAUGGACUGCCCAUAUCACGUCUUUAUGCACAGUACUUCCAAGGAGACCUAAAGCUGUAUUCUUUAGAGGGUUAUGGGACAGAUGCAGUUAUCUAUAUUAAGGCCUUGUCAACAGAAUCGAUUGAGAGACUCCCUGUGUACAACAGAGCGGCAUGGAAACAUUACAACACCAACCACGAGGCUGAUGACUGGUGUGUCCCCAGCAGGGAGCCCAAAGACAUGACCACAUUCCGCAGCGCCUAGGUGCGCCCGCACACCUGGAAAGCCCAGACAUGGUCACCUUACAUUUGGAGCUACAUUGUUCCAAAAACUUUAUGUGUCAGUUUACAGUUAAGUCUUUGGAUACAAUAAAUGGAAAGUCAGUUCCAUUUGUGCCUGCUCAACUGGAAGGAUUAAAUUUUAUACAGAUACCUUCAGUUAUUUGAACAUAUUUUUAAACAACUGUCGUGUUAGCCAACUUUUCUCUUUAUGACUGGAAUCUGAAGUAUAGAUAGAGCCUUUGGGUUUCUAUAAGGAGGCUGUGGGUUUUUUUUUUUUUCCUUUAUUUUUAUAGUAGGUUUUGGUGUGUCUCCUAGAAUCAUUUUCUAAGUAGUGAUUAGCUGGUUAGAAAUCUUUCUGGUACUUGGAAGAAUUCUGCCAUCGUUUACUACAUAAUGGCACCCAAUAAGGUUGUCCUGGACUUCAUGUUUACCAGCAAAGCUGAACACAGUUGAUAGUGUGAGCCAGCUGCCUUUCAACACCCACAAACAGCAUUUAUCUCUGAAGUUAGUUGAUGAUGUUCUAAUCUUAUUGUAAUGGGUUCUAAUAGUUUAGUUCCCUGUGAAUCUAAGCCAAGAUCCUGGGCAAUUUGUUCUGAGUGUGCUUAUGAUUGUUGCAAGGGAAAUUUUUAUACUAAAAGCAAAUGAACUAACAGCUACUGGAAGUAUACAUCACAAAUCAGGGGCAAAAUAGUGACCCUAAAACUGAGCUAAUUAAUUAUUAUGCUCACUUGAGGGAGUGGUCUUUUUUUUUUUUUUCUUUUUCCAGAAAGGAAAACACGUUUCCUGAGUUCUGCUUUUGUCAUACUGGAGGAGAAUCUCCAGGGAUAGAGUUCAGGGAUCUAAAUUUUAAAAUUUUUCCAGAUAAAGAAAUGCCUAGCUUAGUUGAGACCACUCUGUAGUACAUAAAUAUUCUACUACCUUUGCCAAGGUAUCAGAGAAAUCAUUAGGUUUUGGUUCCACUUAUAUAAAUGUCAGAUUUCGGGAUUCAAGGAGAGACAAACUGAAUCUCAGGCCUGGUGCAUUAGAAGCAGGAAAAGAUGAUUGAUAAUAGGGGAAUAGUCAGAUUAACCAAAGAGCCACUUUGUUUUUAGUUUAAGUGGUGAUGAAGAAAAUGUAUUUUCUAAAAGUAUCCCAACUUUGUUAUCAGGGAACAGUCUACUUGGGCUGAUUACAACAGUCCUUCACAUUUGUGUGUUAAUCUACACUUUACAAAUGCCUGAAGUAGUAUAACUUUAUUGGUCUUCAAAAUACAGAGCUAUGGAACAGGUGGUAUUAUCCUGACUUUCAGGAUAAUACCUUUUUACUCAGGGUGAACCAGAGUCGCCCAGAAUGAAGCCAGAGCCCAUAUCCCUGUUGGUCUUAUCAUCUGGCAAGUUCAGAGGACUACAAAGUUCUUUCAUUUUCUUGGGAGGUAAGAUGAUUUGAUCUAGCAAAUAUAUGGAGUUGAAACCUUUACUCUGAAAGGAAUUUCAGAUUAUCAUGCUGUGCUCCCAAAGUACUUUUUAAAA
Messenger RNA from Perognathus longimembris pacificus (Pacific pocket mouse), 2945 nucleotides. It is a transcript of the gene Pdk1, whose product is annotated as pyruvate dehydrogenase kinase 1. Gene Ontology annotation, cellular component: mitochondrion. The transcript has 11 exons. The coding region runs from base 110 to 1420 and encodes 436 amino acids. Gene Ontology annotation, molecular function: pyruvate dehydrogenase (acetyl-transferring) kinase activity. The record is from RefSeq and is a predicted model, not a curated record. Gene Ontology annotation, biological process: protein phosphorylation; regulation of glucose metabolic process. Lineage: Eukaryota; Metazoa; Chordata; Mammalia; Rodentia; Heteromyidae.